This is a messenger RNA of Prunus armeniaca (apricot), 4602 nucleotides long. Lineage: Eukaryota; Viridiplantae; Streptophyta; Magnoliopsida; Rosales; Rosaceae. The record is from the annotation of a GenBank genome assembly.
AUGUCGAAGAGCGGAUCCGAUGUGGAGACUGAUCUGUCCAAGGUCAAUAUGGAUCGUGGGGGCAAAUCAAAGAGGGAACGAUCUAGAGAUGUUGUUGCCAUGAUGGAGAAGCGGCUUUCUAAGAUGGAGAUUGCCGUGGUCGAGUUCGAUCAGCGACUCGAGGAGGACGUCCUUACGAAGGGUGGCUUCGAAGCUGUGGUGGAUGAGCUUCAAGGCCAAUUCCAAGGAGCCCUCAACUCCGCACUGGACAGCAUGCGGCUAGAUGUCCAAACCAAGCUAGAUCACUUCUUAGCGGAGCUUACUUCGCUUCGUGAGGAGGUGAAGGAUGUGAAGGGAGAUUGGGCUUUGUGCAAGGAAGCUGUCUUGAACAAGACCCGGACUCCGAAGGAACCCAAGGUGUUAGAUUCUUUCAAACCCAAAUCCUAUAAUGGGAAGAGGGAGGCGAAGGAGCUAGACACAUUUCUGUGGAAUAUCGAAAGGUAUUUCAAGUAUCUGAAGCUCGAGGAUGAUGAGCCCAAGAUCAACACGGCAACGUUGUUUCUCACCGACAAUGCUCUCAUGUGGUGGCGUCGUCGAUCUAUGGAGAUCGAACAAGGUACGUUUACACUUGAGAAUUGGGAUGAUUUUAAGAAGGAUAUUAUGUUGCAUUUCUAUCCAGAGAAUGCCAAGUAUGAGGCAAAGGAGAAGCUAAGAUGGUUGAAGCAAACUGGGAACGUGAAGGACUAUGUCGCCAUGUUCACCAACCUAUUGUUCGAGGUGCCUAGCAUGACGGAUGAAGACAAGCUCAUGUACUUCAUGAGUGGCCUACAGAAUUGGGCCAAGCUGGAGUUACAAAGGAGACAUGUCCAAACCUUGUCAGAGGCGAUUGCUGCAGCUGAGUCUCUUGUUGAGUUCAAGAGGAAGGAUCAAGGCGACUCCAAGUUCAAAGGAAAGAAAGAUAGCAGUGGAUCCGGUGGGGGAGACAACAAGCCAAAAGAGGGUAGCAAGGCUGGAGACAAGUCUGACGGUCACAAGUCAUUCGGGAAGAAGAAUGACAAAGGUGACAAGGGGAAAGACAAGUCGAAGCUAGCUUGCUACUUGUGCGAUGGAGCACACAUGAUGCGGGAUUGUCCGCAAAAGAAAGCCUUGAAUGCCAUGAACCGAGAGAAGGAAGAGGAGGCCGAGAGGGAAGCGGGAAUGGGGGCCAUUCACCGCUUCAAUGCCCUACAUGCCAAGGGAGCUCAACCACAGGUUCAAGCCAAAAGUGUGAUGUUCGUCGAUGCCAUGGUGAAUGGUAAGACAACCCGUUGCCUGGUGGAUACAGGUGCCUCGCACAACUUUAUGUCCGUGCAGGAAGCAAAGAGACUUGGGUGUCGAGUCUCGAAGGAAGCAGGCAGUAUGAAGACGGUGAAUUCAACUGCCAAACCGAUUGAUGGAGUAGCUCAUGGUGUGGAGCUACACAUUGCCACUUGGAAGGGAGUAGCUGACUUCUCCGUGAUCUCAAUGGAUGACUACGAUGUCGUGCUUGGAAUGGAGUUCAUGGACAAGGUAAAGGCAUUCCCCAUUCCAUUUUACAAUACUAUGUGCAUUGCACAGGGUGGAGCAAUGCCAUGCAUGGUGCCAGUGGUGAGGCAACAAGGCGAGACGAAGCUCUUGUCAGCCAUGCAAUUUUCCAAGUCUUGGAAGAAGGGCGAACCGACGUUCCUUGCAACUAUGAAGAUGGAUGUAGUUCAGAAGGAAGUCCAACCCGUCCCGAAAGCUGUGAAGGCAAUCCUUAAGGAGUUUGCAGAUGUCAUGCCCAAGGAGUUGCCCAAAACCUUACCACCUAGGAGAGAGGUGGAUCAUGCCAUUGAGUUGGAACCAGGUGCCAAACCCCCUGCUAAGGCGCCGUACCGGAUGGCACCUCCUGAGUUGGAGGAAUUGAGGAAGCAGUUGAAGCAGUUGUUGGACGCUGGGUACAUCCAACCGUCCAAGGCCCCUUAUGGUGCCCCAGUUCUUUUCCAGAAGAAGAGGGAAGGAACGCUGAGGUUGUGCAUCGACUAUAGGGCGCUAAACAAGGUGACCAUCAAAAACAAGUAUCCAAUCCCUUUGAUUGCAGAUUUGUUUGAUCAGUUGGGAGGAGCUAGGUACUUCACCAAGUUGGACCUGCGCUCAGGAUACUAUCAAGUGAGGAUCGCACCGGGAGAUGAACCAAAGACCGCAUGUGUGACGAGAUAUGGGUCUUACGAGUUCCUUGUCAUGCCGUUUGGCUUGACUAACGCCCCUGCAACCUUUUGCACUCUUAUGAACAAGGUAUUCCAUCCUUUCUUGGACAAGUUUGUUGUGGUUUACAUCGAUGAUAUUGUGGUGUACAGCAAUUCCCUAGAGGAGCAUCUUGAGCACUUGCAGAAAGUCUUCCAAGUUCUGAGGGAGAACGAGCUGUAUGUGAAGAGGGAGAAGUGCUCAUUUGUCCAAGAAGAGGUAGAGUUCCUUGGUCACAAGAUACGGGGAGGUCAAUUGCUCAUGGAGGAGGGCAAGGUGCGAGCCAUUCAAGAAUGGGAGCCACCAACCAAGGUACCUGAGUUGCGGUCUUUCCUUGGGUUGGUCAACUACUAUCGCAGGUUCAUCAAGGGAUAUUCAGCCAUUGCCGCCCCCUUGACGGAUUUGCUUAAGAAGAACAAGGCGUGGGAGUGGACAACCCGAUGCCAGCAUGCCUUCGAUGAGUUGAAGAGGGCACUUAUGGAGGAACCCGUGCUGAGACUUCCUGAUCUUAGCAAACCGUUUGAGGUACACACUGAUGCAUUAGAUUUUGCUAUUGGUGGUGUACUCAUGCAGGAUGGACACCCAUUGGCUUUCGAGAGUCGGAAGCUCAAUGACACGGAGCGGAGGUAUACCGUUCAAGAGAAGGAGAUGACAGCCGUAGUGCAUUGCUUGCGGACAUGGAGGCACUACUUGCUGGGUUCUCAGUUCGUGGUCAAGACUGACAAUGUUGCCACAAGCUACUUUCAGUCUCAACAGAAGUUGUCACCCAAGCAGGCUAGGUGGCAAGACUUCUUGGCGGAGUUCGACUACAAACUGGAGUACAAGCAAGGGAAGACAAAUGUCGUUGCUGAUGCCCUAAGCAGGAAGGCCGCACUUGCAGCUGUUGUACAACCCCAGAGUUCUCUCAUGCAGAGGAUACGAGAGGGCUUGUUGCAUGAUCCUCAAGCCAAAAGUCUGUUGGAGCUUGUCAAAGAUGGGAAGACAAGGAGAUUUUGGCUCGAUGAUGGUGUUCUUUAUGCAACAGGGAAGAGGAUCUAUGUUCCAAGGUGGGACAAUCUGAGGCGAGAGCUACUGAAGGAGUGUCAUGACUCGAAGUGGGCGGGACAUCCAGGCACUCAUCGGACGUUAGCCUUGAUAAGUGAAGCUUACUAUUGGCCACAGAUGCGGGAGGAUGUAGACUUGUUCGUGCGGACUUGUCUUGUAUGCCAACAAGACAAGACAUUGCAGAAGCAGCCGGGUGGGUUGCUAGAACCACUUCCUGUUCCAGCCAGACCAUGGGAGAGUUUGUCCAUGGACUUCAUUGUGAGUCUACCCAAGUCAGAAGGGUGUGGCUCAAUUUUGGUGGUGGUCGACAGGUUCACCAAGUAUGCUACCUUCAUCCCUGCACCAGCGGACUGCAAUGCGGAGGAAGCUGCACGCUUGUUUAUGAAGCAUGUGGUGAAGUAUUGGGGAAUUUCCAAGAGUAUUAUCAGUGACCGCGACACUCGCUUUACUGGUAAACUUUGGACGGAGCUCUUCAGGCUACUUGGGUCACAAUUGAACUUCUCUACCAGCUUUCACCCACAGACAGAUGGUCAGACGGAACGGGUGAACGCAUUGUUGGAGCUAUACUUGAGGCACUAUGUGAGUGCCAACCAGCGAGAUUGGGCAAAGUUGUUGGAUGUUGCUCAGUUCUCAUACAACUUGCAGCGGUCGGAGUCAACAGGGUCAAGUCCUUUCGAGUUGGCAACAGGACAACAACCUAUGACACCGAACACAGUGGUGUCAGGCUACACGGGGAGUAGCCCAGCUGCAUACAAGACAGCCAAGGAGUGGCAGGAGACUAACGAGCUGGCUCGGGCUCAAUUGGAGAAGGCAACUCGGAAGAUGAAGAAAUGGGCGGACAAGCAUAGGCGAGAUGUUGUGUUCCAACCAGGUGAUAUGGUCUUUGUGAAGCUCAACCCCUCUCAACACAAGUCCACUAGAAAGUUACACAAGGCGUUGUUGAGGAGAUAUGAGGGCCCAUUUCCUAUCAUCCGAUCAGUGGGAAGAGCUGCUUACCGUGUGGAACUACCACCCCGAUUGAAGAUUCAUCCGGUGUUCCACGUGAGCAAUCUCAAGCCCUACCAUGCCGACCCCGAGGAGCCAAGUCGUGGAGAGUCUCAACGAGCUCCACCUUUGAUGGUAACUUCAUUUGACAAGGAGGUUGAGUGCAUCAUGGCCAAGCGAGAGGUGCGACGCAAGGGUGUACCGAGGUACUUUGAGUACUUUGUCAAAUGGAAGGGCUUGCCAGAUUCCGAAGGCAACUGGGAGAAAGAAGAGUCUUUGUGGAAGUACAAAGACAUCAUCGAAGCAUUCGAACGAGAAGGAUCUACCUCGGCGACGAGGACGUCUCCGGAUUAG